GUAUUAAAACCUUCCUCGCACAUAUAUGAACAGACGUAUUGAAACCUGAUUUUUAUUUUUGGAACACAAUCUUUGAAACCUGAUUGAAUACAAGACCUAACCUUUGCAAAAGAACGAUGUAUUCCUCUCCUGUGGGCACAGUCAAUAACCCAAUUUCACCAAUGUUUUUCUAUCCGAAACCCUUAAUUAGAUUGCCCACAAAAUUUCCACUUCAAGAGUGUCGCAGAAAUUUGCAGAUUUCUUUAAGAAACCCCAAAAGACUGCAUCUUUUCCACUGCCCACGAGCAAUUUUGCGGAAUCCCAAUACAAAUUCAGUGCCUUCUUUUGUAGAGAGCGACGACUUUGUUAAUCGGGUUUUAAGGACAAAUCCUAGCCGAGUGGAACCCAAGUAUUUGACUGGGAAUAGAUUGUAUACACAGAAAGAAAAGGACGAUUUGAGGAAAAAUGGUUUUGGUAACCGGUUUUUCAAUACAUUGAGGUGGUUGAAUUCGAAGGUAUUGAUGAGUGAAAAUGAUAAAGAGAGUGACCAAGGAAAUUUAAUGAAGUCUGAAGAGGAGGUUUAUUUGCCGGAUAUUUUGAGGGAAUAUAAAGGUAAACUUUAUGUUCCUAAACAGGUUUUCGGUGCUAGUUUAUCGGAAGAAAAGGAGUUUGAUAAGAAUAUGGAAGAGUUGCCAAAACUGAGAUAUAAUGAUUUUCGGAAAUACUUGAAGAGUGAUCAAGUAAAGCUGUUGAGUUUUAAGGAGGAUAGUGGGAUUUCUUAUGGUUAUAGGGAUUUUGUUGUGGAUUUGAAAGAAACACCAGGAGGAAAGAGCUUUCGCAACGCUAAAUGGGUGAUGAAGCUGGAUCAAAACCAGACGCAAGCUCUUUUGAAGGAGUACAAGGGGCCACGGUAUAAAAUUGAGAAGCAUGUGAUGGUAUUGAACCUCAUUUUUCUUUGUACUUUUGUUUUGGAUAGAACUUGCAUUGACAGGAGCAAAAUAGAAUGCAAUGAUGAAUAUGAAUAUAGGAUGCAAGAAACCUUAAAAAAUCGUAAAUCGUCGAAUCAACAUGAUAAUGAAUUGGCAAAAGAGGAUCAUAUCGAAUAUAGUAGUGAAAAAGCUCUAUUGGAAUUUUAUUUAUUUAUUUAUUUAUUUUUAUUUUUUUGUACGGAUGGACUGUUUUUUGGCCAUCUUAUCUGUAAAUUGAUUUCUUGCCUUCAGGGUUCAACUGGAGUCACAUUUAAUGAUGUGGCAGGGAUUGAGGUAGCAGUGGAAGAGCUCCAAGAGUUGGUAAGGUACCUGAAGGAUCCAGAACUAUUUGAUAAAAUGGGGAUAAAGCCUCCGCAUGGAGUUCUUCUUGAUGGACCACCUGGAUGUGGGAAGACCCUGGUUGCUAAAGCCAUAGCAGGUGAAGCUGGAGUUCCAUUUUACCAAAUGGCUGGACCCGAAUUUGUUGAAAUUUUGGUUGGUGCUGGUGCUGCUCGUAUCAGGGAUUUAUUCAUGAGAGCCAAGGUGAAUAAACCAUCGGUCAUUUUUAUUGAUGAAAUUGAUGCUCUGGGUGCAAGGCGGCAAGGAAUAUCCCGUGAAUCGAAGGACCACAUAAACAAUGCACAAACUCAAGAAAGGGAGACUACAUUGAACCAGCUGUUGGUGGAACUAGAUGGAUUUGAUACGAGCAAAGGUGUUAUAUUUUUGGGUGCCACCAACAGGAUGGAUUUGUUGGAUCCUGCACUUCUUCGUCCCGGUCGGUUUGAUCGUAAGAUAAAAGUUAAACCUCCAAAUGCAAAGGGAAGACUGGAAAUCCUAAAAGUACACGCCCGUAAAGUGAAAUUAUCAGAUACUGUUGAUCUGUCUAGUUAUGCCAAUAAUUUGCAAGGAUGGUCGGGUGCAAAGCUGGCACAACUACUUAAAGAGGCUGCUCUUAUUGCGGGGAGGAAAAGGUAUUUUGAGGAGGAGGAAAAGCACAACACAAUUUUGACGGAAGAUAUGGACGAAGCAGUUGACCGUCUUAGAAUUGGGCCAAAGCGUGUUGGAAUGAUUUUGAGUGAACAAGGUCAAACUCGCCGAGCUGCUGUAGAAGUGGGGGUUGCUUUGACGGCGCAUCUGCUUAGGCGUUUAGAGAAUGCUAAAGUUGAAUGUUGUGAUCGUGCGUCUAUUAUUCCUCGUGGAAAGACGAAGUCUCGAGUUUUAUUUCAUAGUCUUGAUGAAGACUUGUACAUCUUUGAGAGCCGGCCUCAAAUGUUACACCGUCUUCAGAUAAAACUUGGAGGCAGGGCUGCUGAAGAGGUCAUUUUUGGCCGUAAUAUUUCAAAUGCAUCAGUUGAGUACCAUGCGGAUGCAUCUCGGCUUGCUCAUGAGAUUGUUACUUUGUACGACUUUGAAAGAUCUCUUUAUGAUUACAGUAAUUUGAGUGCGCCUCCGUUAAACUUCAAUUUGGACAACGAAACUCACCGGAAGACAGAAAAGUUGACUCUCGAUAAGUAUGGAAAGACAGUUGCUAUGCUGAGAAUGCACAGUGCUGCUUUGUGUAAAACUAUUCAGGUUCUUCUCAAUCGGGAAGAAAUCACAGGGGAUGAUAUUGAGUUUAUCCUCGACAAUUAUCCUCCACAAACUCCCACUAAUCUAGUACUGGAUGAAAAAGAUCCCGGGAGUCUUCCAUACAUGAAGCAAAUGCAAGCACAGAGUAAAGAAUUAGACUACUUUAUUGACUUAAUGAAGAAGAAUGAAGCUUUUCGCUGAUAGAGCUAGCAAUUUCAGUGUAUCAUAAAUAGUUAGGGAGGCUGUAAAUAGGCGAGUUACUGAUUAUUUAACUGAUUCAUACUGUAGAAACAUACAUGCGCACUUGUGUGUAGAUAAACGAUGCAAUAUAUACUAUGAUAUGCGGGUAAAAACCCAA
Olea europaea var. sylvestris is the source of this 2874-nucleotide messenger RNA. Its product is annotated as probable inactive ATP-dependent zinc metalloprotease FTSHI 1, chloroplastic. The record is from RefSeq and is a predicted model, not a curated record. NCBI's taxonomy places the organism in Eukaryota, Viridiplantae, Streptophyta, Magnoliopsida, Lamiales, Oleaceae. Gene Ontology annotation, biological process: proteolysis. Gene Ontology annotation, cellular component: chloroplast thylakoid. The transcript is spliced from 13 exons. The coding region runs from base 117 to 2717 and encodes 866 amino acids. Gene Ontology annotation, molecular function: metalloendopeptidase activity; ATP binding; ATP-dependent peptidase activity.